This is a messenger RNA of Myotis brandtii (Brandt's bat), 2061 nucleotides long. RefSeq names its product apolipoprotein B mRNA editing enzyme, catalytic polypeptide-like 2 (gene APOBEC2). The coding region runs from base 153 to 845 and encodes 230 amino acids. The transcript has 3 exons. Gene Ontology annotation, cellular component: nucleus; cytoplasm. Gene Ontology annotation, biological process: cytidine to uridine editing. The record is from RefSeq and is a predicted model, not a curated record. NCBI's taxonomy places the organism in Eukaryota, Metazoa, Chordata, Mammalia, Chiroptera, Vespertilionidae. Gene Ontology annotation, molecular function: RNA binding; cytidine deaminase activity.
AGGGUGAGCACACUCAGCCGGCCUGCCCAGUCCUCUGCCUGUCAUCCCCAGCAGAUUUAGCUGCUGACAGCUGCUUGGGACUUUGCUGCCAGGCCCUGGCCCAGACCGCCUCCUCUCCUCUCUCUCAGUGACUCCCCAGCCACAGCCCCGCCAUGGCCCAGAAAGAAGAGGCUGCCGCUGCCGCCACCACCACCGAGGAGUCUGCGCCUGCCUCCCAGAAUGGCGAGGAUCUGGAGAACCUGGAUGACCCCGAGAAGCUGAAGGAGCUGAUCCAGCUGCCCCCCUUUGAGAUCGUCACGGGGGAGCGGCUGCCUGUUAACUAUUUCAAGUUCCAGUUCCGGAAUGUGGAGUACAGCUCGGGGCGGAACAAGACCUUCCUCUGCUAUGUGAUUGAAGUGCAGGACAAGGGAGGCCAAGUGCAGGCAUCCCGGGGAUACCUCGAGGAUGAGCAUGCAACUGCCCACGCGGAGGAAGCCUUCUUCAACACCGUCGUGCCAACCUUCGACCCAGCCCUGCGCUACAACGUCACCUGGUACGUGUCCUCCAGCCCCUGCGUAGCUUGCGCCGACCGCAUCAUCAAAACCCUUAGCAAGACCAAGAACCUGCGCCUGCUCAUCCUGGUGGGGCGCCUCUUCAUGUGGGAGGAGCCCGAGAUGCAGGCUGCGCUGAAGAAGCUGAAGGAGGCUGGCUGCCGGCUGCGCAUCAUGAAGCCCCAGGACUUCGAGUACAUCUGGCAGAAUUUUGUGGAGCAGGAAGAGGGCGAAUCCAAGGCCUUUGAGCCCUGGGAGGACAUUCAGGAGAACUUCCUGUACUACGAGGAAAAGUUGGCCGACAUCCUGAAGUAGGCGACUGAGCUCAGCUUCACGUCUGCCUGCUGCCAAGAGAUGGCGGUGACAUGUAUGGGCAUCUGGGACACGCCUGACUUCCUAAUACCACGUGGAGCUGGACAUUUAACACCAACCAAUCCCACUGCACAAGGCCCUCUAAGGACUCAAAAUAUACUUCUCAUGCUAUAAAUUAUUUUAGCGGUGCCUCUCUCUCUAAGGCUGCUCUUGGGAAAGAAGAGAGUUGCAAGGAGAAAUAGCAAACAUAUAUGGGCACCAGGUAUCAUGGGUCUGAGGGUCCUAAUUAUUCCCCCAAAUGGGCUGCUUAAGGCAAAGAGCCUCGGACCCAAGAUCUGUGCAGAUUUUUUAAAUAUGUCCAGAAAUGCAUUUAUGUUAAGUUGGCCUUUUUUUUUUUUAAAGAAAAAUAAGCAGCAAUAAUAAAAGUGGCGUGAUUUUUCUGUGACCAGGUUUUUAAAGAAACUUGGACAUUUAGAUGUUAACUAUGGACAGCAAUGAAGUCCCAGGAAUAGGGGUUUCCCAGGCUACAUUUUAAGUGGGAGGGAAGCUUAAAUCAGAACCUGGCUACUAACACAGGAUACUAACUCUCCCAUGUAGACUUCUCAUCCUGGUCUUGACCUUCAUAAAGUAUUUCCUUCCAAGAUUCCUUAGUAGAGGGUGAAACAAAAGCCAUGGGAAAUACUUCUAAAAUAUCCAUGUCCCAACAGCCAACUAAUAAGCAAUUAGCCUCUUGAUUAAUUAGAGGUGAGUAGGAUUUUCAUGUUCAGAUACACAAUAUGAGGAGUCAACAUGUGGUACUUGAUGGUGAUGGCAGGAUGAUGUCAAAGUCUCAUUUCUUAAAAGAUCUGAGUCCUAUGUAGAAGUUAAAUUUCACAUGUGAAGUGCUGGGUAGCUGCCAAACUCUAACUAGGUUUCCAGGAAUAAUGUGCUUAUUCUGAUUAUCAGGCAAUGCCUUUCUCCAGGCUUUGAGUGUGAUAAGUCAUCGGAAUUUGACCCCAACACUAUCUACAAAUAACAAAACAUUUUAUCACAUCCCUGCUGAGUCCAGGAAUUCCACUUACUGCCAGUUCUCCACAAAACUAAGCUUUGUUAAAAGAAUCGUGAAGGUUCUUACUCCAUGAGAAAAAAUUGCCCUAUGUAGAAGCAGCAAUGUUUUCACCCAAGUGUUAAGAUUUAUGUGCAUAGUUUGCAAAAUAAUUUAAUUCUAAGUUUUCUCUUA